CCUGACAAGCCCCAGCUCCCAUCUAUAUAAAACACAUUAAAAGAAAAGUGCCAUGCAUGCCCCGGGCUAGUAUAUCACCUCACAGUCUUUUUGAUGCAGACCCAGCUCACAUCACUAAAUUUUAGCUCGUGAUUUUUUCGACAAAUUCGUUUAAUAUUUGACCUUGUACAAAUCAAGAUGUCGUCAACCGGCAAGGGGGACAGUGCUGAUGACGUGACCGCUGGUCCGCCCAAACCGAAAAAGAGGAAGGUGUCCGUUUUGGCCUCUCAUUCAAAAGCAAUUGCUGAACUUCAGUCACUGCCUAAUGAGAUUAGGCAAAUUAAGGAAAUUUUGCUGGGUACGCAAAAUAAUAGCCAACAGAAAUCAGUCGACGUUGUUGACGACACAAUGCAAAGCUUACUCCAACAUGAAAAAGAAGUGAUUGAUGAUUCCACUCUCGUUGACGAUGGACCGACAUCUGAGCUCUUAGAUAUAUUAAAUGAAAGUCAGAUUGAACCGGAAUUUGGACCGGAUUUGCAUGUUAACGUGGCCAGUUCUUUUUCGAAUUUGGGAAAAACAGUGUUAUCUAAAGAGAAAAUCGAAGAAUUGAGGAAACCCUUUCUUACACCAGCUAAUUGCAAACUUCUCGGAGUUCCAAGGGUAAACCCAGAAAUUUGGACCGUAUUGCCUCAAAAAUCAAAGCAAGGAGAUUUCCAAUCCCAACAAAUGUUAACAAUCCUAUCGAGCUCAACUGUUGCAUUGGCUCAUUUAGCAGAAAAAGUGAUGUUGAAUUCGAAAAAGAUGCCCCCAGAGUUGAGUCAAGAUCUUCUGAGGCUGACUAUUCAAGCUGCAACAUUGAAUUCAAAAUUGAGCCAAGAUAUCAAUAUGAAACGGAAGCAGGAUAUUAAGCCUGCAUUAAGCACUGAAAUUGUGGCAGUGUGCAACACGCCAUCAACACCGGAGUUACUAUUUGGAGACAAUGUUUGUGACACCAUCAAGGCCGCCAGAGCAGCUGCCACUGUUAUCAGGACGUCCACAAACCGGAGAGGAUUUUCCCGUUUUUCAAACAGACCCCAAAAUACUUUCACUAAUUCCUCAAGAGGUACAUAUUUAAACUACAAUCGGGCCUCCUACAGCCGAGGGGGCCCGCGAUUCAAUCACAGACAAAACUUCACGCAAUUCAACCCAAGAGGAUCGAUGCUGCGACCUCAAUGGAGACCACCGAGUCGAUCGCAGUAAAUGUAAGCAGGGCAAGAAAAUUAAGUUUAUAUUUAAAAAAUUGGGAGAAAAUUACGAAAGACAAGGAAAUUCUAGAGGCAAUCGAAAAUUUUCGCAUACCAUUUGUGAGUAUUCCAUGCCAAAGUAAUGCACCAGAGCCAUUUCGAUUUUCUGAGGUAGAGUUACCAUAUGCUAGAAAAUGUGUACAAACUUUAUUAGAUACUGGUGCAGUUGUUAAAGUGUUGCCUUGCGAAGGUCAAUUUGUUUCAAGAAUAUUUCUUGUCCCAAAGAAGGAGCCAAAUUCUUACAGAUUAGUGAUCAAUCUUAAAUCUUUGAAUGAGUAUAUUCUAUCUCCUCAUUUUAAAAUGGAAAAUUUAAAAUCAGUUAUUAGUAUUAUAGAAAACAAUUGUUGGAUGGCAACUUUAGACCUAACGGAUGCUUAUCAUGCCAUUCCGGUGCACCCAGAUGAUCAAAUAUUUUUAAGAUUUUAAGAUAUUUAGACCAAUAAUGGCAUUAUUAAGAAAGAGAAAGUUUAUUUCUAAUCAAUACCUUGAUGAUUUACUUCUAACAGGUGGAAACAAAUCGGAAUGUUUAAGGAAUAUAAGGUCAACUAAAUGUUUAUUGACUUGGUUGGGUUUCACAAUUAAUGAGAAAAAAUCUAAAUUAAUGCCAAGUCAAGUAGUUGAAUACUUGGGUUUUGUUUACAACUCGAAACUCAUGCAAAUUUUGUUACCUGCACGCAAGGUGACUAAAAUUAAUGACAUUAUUUUGAAAGUUUUACAAAAGGAGACAAUUAAGAUUCAAGAGUUAGCUAAAUUGGUAGGGAAUCUGGUAGCAGCUAGUCCUGCUAUACGUUAUUCGAGUACUUACAUAAGACGCUUAGAAUUGCUGAGAAAUGCAGCAUUAAUUCAAUGCAGUGGCGAUUAUAAUGGAAAAUGCACAAUAAAUGCACAAUGUCGAGCAGACAUUCAGUGGUGGCAGAGAAAGUUGCCAAAUUCAUUUGAAACUAUAAGAUCGGACAGCUUUGUCUUGACGUUGACCACUGAUUCGUCUACGACUGGUUGGGGUGCCCACACUGAGUCACAAGUUACACGAGGUUUUUGGUCAACAGACGAAAAGCUUCUUCAUAUAAAUACACUAGAAUUGAUCGCAGUGAUUAAUGGGUUAAAAUCAUUAUGCUCGAGUUCAUCUGAUUGCAAUAUUCUAGUUCGCAGUGAUAAUACCACCACUAUAGCAUACAUUAAUAAGUUUGGGGGAUGUCGCUCAGAAAUAAAUUUAAAAUGGGCUAGAAUCCUUUGGCAAUGGUGUGAGGAAAGAAAUAUUUGGAUAUUUGCAUCAUAUAUCAAAUCCUCGCAGAAUUAUAUAGCGGACAAACAAUCCAGGGAAGAGAUUGAUAAGACGGAUUAUUCCUUAGAUCUGAAAUCCUUUAAUCUUAUUUGUGAUCACUUCGGGACGCCCGAAAUCGAUCUGUUUGCCACCACUUAUUCUGCUAAAUGUACCAGAUUUGCGUCUUGGUUUCCAGAUCCAAAUUCCGAAAUAGUUGACGCUUUCACUUUCCGGUGGUCACAAUAUUUUUACGCAUUUCCACCCUUUUCUCAAAUUUCGCGUACAAUAAACAAAAUAAAACAUGAAAGGGCAACUGGUAUUGUAGUUUUUCCAGACUGGUGUACUCAAACAUGGUAUCCUCAAUUUUCGAAACUUCUAAAAUCCGAAGUUUUGGUUUUACAUCAAAAUACUUAUGAUUUAAAAUCCCCAUAUGAUGAUUCUUCUCAUCCUUUAUGCAGGAAGAUGAAUCUCAUGGCAGCAAUUUUAUGUGGCAAAACGACCAGUACCCCGAGAACGUAACAAAAUUACUCCGUUCAUCGUGCCAGGAUUCUACCUGGAAACAAUAUUCUUCAAAUUUUAAAAAAUGGACGGAAUACUGUACCAUUAACAAUCUCCCAGUUUGGAGGCCUUCAAUUAAUAGUAUUUUAGCAUUUCUUGCAAAACUUCAUGACGACGGAUUAGGGUAUACCUCAAUUAAUUCAAUGAGAUCUUGUCUUUCUACAAUGAUAGGGAAAGUUGACGGGCAAAAUAUAGGGACUCAUCCCGUCGUGUGUCGCCUAGGGGUAGCAAACAGUCGACCCCCCAAACCAAAAUAUGAAAAUACAUGGGACUCUAACUUGGUGCUUCAAUUUUGUAAAAAUUUAGGCAAGAAUUCGAGAUUAAAUAUUAUUGAUUUGUCACAUAAAUUAGUGGCCUUGUUGGCCCUGACCACAGGCCAACGAGUACAAACCUUAUCUGCUAUAAGUGUUCCCAAUAUUAAUUUUAAAAGUGGUUCAUGUGAAAUCGUAAUUUAUGAUAAAUUAAAGUCUAGUAAGCCAGGUAGUACGACAAUUUUAUCCUUACCUAAUUUUUUAGAUAUUAACUUAUGUGUAGUUAAAACCUUGAAAUGUUAUUUAGCUAAAACUAAAGAGAUACGGAAAACAGAUAAACUGUUCAUUUCUACACGAACCCCUUAUGGGGCCGUUUCUCGAGAUACGCUUAGUCGUUGGUUAAAAAUAGUAUUAAGUAAGUCCGGUAUUAAUAUUAAUGUAUACUCAGGUCAUAGUUUUCGUCAUUCUUCUACCUCGAAAGCUCAUGAACGAGGAGUUUGUGUUGAUUCUAUUUAUAAAGCUGCUGGGUGGUGUAAUAACUCCAAAGUUUUUGCUAAACAUUAUCGUAGACCUAUUAUAAACACACACGAAUUUGCAAAUGCUGUAUUGAAUGGCUGAUGAUAUUUAAUAUAAAUGUUAUAAUAAAUGUUGAUUUAAACAUGUAUUCAUAAUUGCUUGUUGUGUAGCAUUUUCUCAUGAAGCUUUGAAUUACUACCAAUUGACUAAUACCGAUAGAUGGAGUAUAUUGUAGGAUUAAUUGAUAAUUAUCCGAGGACGGCGCGAAGCGCCGGACGACGGAUAAUUGUAAUUAUCCGACGUAAUACGGAAUCUUGAGGUAUUAGCGCCUCACCCACCCACCCGAUUGUUCAUUCGAAAAUGUUUUUUGGACUGUGAGGUGAUAUACUAGCCCGGGGCAUGCAUGGCACUUUUCUUUUAAUGUGUUUUAUAUAGAUGGGAGCUGGGGCUUGUCAGGAGACAACUACCAAUUGACUAAUACCUCAAGAUUCCGUAUUACUUCGGAUAAUUACAAUUAUCCGUCGUCCGGCGCUUCGCGCCGUCCUCGGAUAAUUAUAAUUAUUGUUUAAAUUUAUAGAGUCGUGUUGUAUGAGACAAGUAUUCAAGUACGUAUUUCACAUUGUUUUGUAUAAAUAUUUAAGAAUUUUGUUGGGACGCUUAUUUUGUUUAUCCUCGUUCAAUAAUGUACAUAUGCAUGUAUGUAUGUAUCGUAGUGGAGACAACUUAAUCUCACAGGGUUUUAAUUUUACAUAUUAAAUUGAUCUAUGAUUCUUGUCACACGUCGAAACCCAAAUACAUAUAAUAUGAUUAGAAGAAAAGGAAAAUCACAUUAUACGAUGUGACAAAUAUUAGUAGCCACGUUGAAUGGUUCGUUACUGGUCUCAUUGUUGUUUAAUUUAUCUGUAGUGAUUUAAUAAAAAACAAACUAUUUGUGUAUUUGAAUCUAUUUUGAAAUUUAUU
Folsomia candida is the source of this 4808-nucleotide messenger RNA. RefSeq lists its product as uncharacterized. NCBI's taxonomy places the organism in Eukaryota, Metazoa, Arthropoda, Collembola, Entomobryomorpha, Isotomidae. The record is from RefSeq and is a predicted model, not a curated record. Gene Ontology annotation, molecular function: DNA binding. The transcript is spliced from 3 exons. Gene Ontology annotation, biological process: DNA integration; DNA recombination. The coding region runs from base 178 to 1218 and encodes 346 amino acids.